This is a messenger RNA of Rhinolophus ferrumequinum (greater horseshoe bat), 1934 nucleotides long. Its product is annotated as microtubule-associated protein RP/EB family member 1-like. Gene Ontology annotation, cellular component: spindle midzone; cytoplasmic microtubule; microtubule plus-end. NCBI's taxonomy places the organism in Eukaryota, Metazoa, Chordata, Mammalia, Chiroptera, Rhinolophidae. Gene Ontology annotation, molecular function: microtubule plus-end binding. Gene Ontology annotation, biological process: protein localization to microtubule plus-end; regulation of microtubule polymerization or depolymerization; spindle assembly. The record is from RefSeq and is a predicted model, not a curated record. The transcript has a single exon. The coding region runs from base 74 to 871 and encodes 265 amino acids.
GCGGUUUGAACGAGACGAAGACGGAACCGGAGCCGGGCACGAGCAGUGGACGCGGUUCUCCCGAGAGCCGAAGAUGGCAGUGAACGUAUAUUCAACGUCAGUCACCAGCGAUAACCUAAGUCGACAUGACAUGCUGGCGUGGAUCAAUGAGUCUCUGCAGUUGAAUUUGACAAAGGUCGAACAGUUGUGCUCAGGGGCUGCCUAUUGUCAGUUUAUGGACAUGCUGUUCCCUGGCUCCAUUGCCUUGAAGAAAGUGAAAUUCCAAGCUAAGCUAGAACACGAAUACAUCCAGAACUUCAAAAUACUACAAGCAGGUUUUAAGAGGAUGGGUGUUGACAAAAUAAUUCCUGUGGACAAAUUAGUAAAAGGAAAGUUUCAGGACAAUUUUGAAUUCGUUCAGUGGUUCAAGAAGUUUUUUGAUGCAAACUAUGAUGGAAAAGACUAUGACCCUGUAGCUGCCAGACAAGGUCAAGAAACUGCAGUGGCUCCCUCCCUUGUUGCUCCAGCUCUGAACAAACCGAAGAAACCUCUCAGCUCUAGCAGUGCAGCUCCACAGAGGCCCAUUGCAACACACAGAACCCCUAAGGCUGGCGCAGGUGUGGUGCGGAGGAAUCCUGGUGUGGGCAACGGGGAGGACGAAGCAGCUGAACUGCUGCAGCAGGUCAGCGUAUUGAAACUCACUGUCGAAGACUUGGAGAAAGAGAGAGAUUUCUACUUUGGAAAGCUAAGAAACAUUGAAUUGAUUUGCCAGGAGAACGAGGGGGAAAACAACCCUGUACUGCAGAGGAUUGUGGACAUUCUCUAUGCCACAGAUGAAGGCUUUGUGAUACCUGACGAAGGGGGCCCCCAGGAGGAACAAGAAGAGUAUUAACAGCCUGGACCAUCAGAGCAACAUUGAAUUCUUCACUCCAAAUCAUGUGCUUAACUGUAAAAUACUCCCUUUUAUUAUUCUUAGAGGACUCACUGGUUUCUUUUCAUAAGCAAAAAGUACCUCUUCUUAAAGUGCACUUUGCAGAAGUUUCACUCCUUUUCCAAUAAGUUUGAGUUAGGAGCUUUUACCUUGUAGCAGAGCAGUAUUAACAUCUAGUUGGUUCACCUAGGGAACAAAGAGGCUGACCAUGGGGCUCCCCGAAUGGAUGGUGGUAAUGCUGAUGACUGGAGAAGGUGUUUUUAUGCGAUGUGCUGAGGUGGAGACCUCAGUAGAGAAAUGUAAAGACUGAUUUGAAUUUUAAGCUAAUGUGAAAUCUUGGCAGAGAACGUUUUAAUAAAUAAAUGCCUUAAGAGUAUUUAAAAUAUGCCUCCAUAUUUCAAAAUGUAAAAUGUAACCUGACAGGAGAUUUUAUGUGUUUGACCUUGCGUGUGGGAAGGAGGGGCCACACCUUGGAACCUGCUGUUCACAGGCCUUACAGGGCUGCUUGAAUCUUCGUAGGCGUAACCUUGGCCCAGAAGGAAAGUUUAAAAUGUUGCUCUGUAGAGCCAUUUGGUGUCCUUGGCCAAUAGCAUCUCUGCUAAGAAGCAAGAGGUAUUGUGGCCUGAAUGAAUAGAGGGUGUGUUUCAGCCUGAAGUUGAAUAACUUGAUUUUCAUUGAACAUAUUUCUCUGACGAUUUUUCCAAUUACCCCUAAAAUUUCUAUGUAUCGUGUUUUUUUGGGAAAUAAGGUGUGUUCAGUUUUUAAAUCCAACAACUACUUUUGGGGGGCUUGCCCACAUCUCUGGGAUUUGAAUGGGGGUUGUGUCCCAUUUUACUGUCUUUUAAGUUUACAUUUAACAUGUUUCUCUUCUCUGCGCCCCUUGCCCACUGGGGACUCGUCUUUGGCUCCUUCAAGUUUGCUGCUUAGAGUGGAAGUUCAGCAGGCAGGUGAUCAUGCUGUAAGUUCUUUCUGGACGUCUGGCAAAGGGAGUGAUCAGGGCAGGCCAUCGCUACCUUGGGAUCUG